This is a messenger RNA of Suillus paluster, 399 nucleotides long. RefSeq lists its product as uncharacterized. NCBI's taxonomy places the organism in Eukaryota, Fungi, Basidiomycota, Agaricomycetes, Boletales, Suillaceae. The record is from RefSeq and is a predicted model, not a curated record. The transcript has 2 exons. The coding region runs from base 1 to 399 and encodes 132 amino acids.
AUGACACGUGCUGGCACAAUCACACCUGAUGACCGCAAAGUACACGUUACACAAACUGUUUCAACAAUAUUUCAAUUCAGGGCGAUUGAUUGGGGCAUGGAAAUUUGUGAAUUGCAUGUCACCCUGCCGCCCAUGGACCGCCCAACUACACUUGCCUUGUACCGCCUCAACGCCACUGUACCAGUUGAUACUUCAAUUUUGUCGUAUAACGUCCGACCGCCACGGGUCGCAAAACUUAGUAACAUUGUGCCAGGGAAAGACGGCCUGGACUGGCACAGGAAACUUUCUUGUGCGAUGGAUGACGUCCUUGUCUUUGAGUUGGGAUGCUCGGAGGACGAAUUAAACGGUAGCUGCGAUAUAGAAUGGUGGCAGGCUCAAGACGAGACUGCGUCGGGUUAG